AUGCCAGCCGGUGCGAUUGACGUACAUCCUGAAAAACACCAUCAUCAACAUGCGUAUGAUGAUGGUCAAGCGAAGACGGCGAGUGGGAUGGAAGCGCAGAUGCAGGAUCAAGAUCGGCUCGCUGCUUUGGGCGUCAAUUCAGGUUCGUCCCAUCGCAUCCACCAAUCUUUCCCCAAAGUAAUCCGUACUGAUGAUAGUAAACUGGCUUGGUCCACCAGAGUUGAAGCGUGGUUGGGGCUUACUGUCAGUGAAACCUUGCCGCAGUGAUAGACGAGAUGAUGGGUAAACCACUUCGGGCCGGCUCUGACUGAUGCUCUGACCUUCCUGCCGCGAAUUUCACAGCGAGAACUUUGGGUCGUCCUUUUCUAUCAUCUCUGUUGUGACGUGAGUGUUCGUCUCUGCUCCCGCUACCCGGGCCUGGGCAUAGUGCAGUGGACGGGGUGUCCUUCCCCGCCGGCCUUCGGAAUCGAGUCGGGCGCCUUCUUGGCUUAUCGCUAUCACUCGGCGGGAGCCGUGGGGGAGAGGCGCGGUCCCGUGACCGGGUGAGCUUCACUCCAUGGACCGACCCACGAUCCUUCGGUUUCGUCGGGGCCCACGACGUGACACGGACGUUCCUCCGUCCGAACACCCACCUCAUCAUUGACGUUAUUUUGUUCCGUACAUGAAUGCGAAACCCCUUUUCCUGACGCUCUAUUUGACCUGAUCUUGUCCACAGCGGUAUCACGACACUCUUUGCGACCGGGCUCGCUUCCGGUGGUCCGGCAGUAAUGGCCUUUGGGUGGAUCUUCGUCUCUUUCUUCACCAUGUUCGUGGCGGCAUCGAUGGCCGAGAUCGUCUCUGCCGUGCCGACAUCGGGUGGCCCCUAUCAUUGGAGCGCGCUGCUGGCCCCGCCAAAGUACUCAGCCUUCGCGGCGUGGUGCACGGGUUACUUCAACUUGCUUGGACAAGUCGCCGUCACCACGGGUAUCUCGUUUGGUCUUGCGGGAGUCAUCUCGACCAUCGCGGCCUUGCACGGCUAUGUCCCUUCGGCGGCCAAGACUAUCGGCAUCUACGCGGCCAUCCUCGUCUCGCACGGCAUCAUCAACACGUUCGGCAUCCGGCUGCUCGGAUUUUUCAACCGCGCUUCUAUCGUCUUGCAAUCCGUCGGCGUCGGCGGAUUAGCCAUCGCGGUGCUCGCGAAAGCGCCUCGCUUGCGGUCGGGCAGAGAAAUUUUCUUGGCCUUCAACGAUGGGACAGGUGUGGACGGCGCAGUAGGGUGGGGUCAGCGAGCGAGCAACGCGUACGUCGCUUGCAUUGGUAUUCUGCUUGCUCAAUAUACGAUCGUGAGUUCCACCAGCCCCCGAUCAGCACUUGUCGAGAUGGGUCGAGUCUGAUUACCCACUCUUCGAAUAGACCGGCUUCGAUGCGUCGGCGCACAUGUCGGAGGAAACACAUUCCGCCGCCCGAACUGCGCCUUUGGGCGUCAUCACCGCUGUCGGGGCCUCGGCUCUUUGGGGAUUCUUCUACCUCAUGAGUCUGUUGGCAUCCAUCCAGAACCUUGAGGACACGAUCGGUAACGAAGUUGGCAACCCCGUGCUUAAGAUCUUCUUGGAUUGCUUCGGCGAUCCCGGAGCGACGAUUGCUUUCGCGUUCAUCUGCGUUUGCAUCUUCCUUUGUGAGUGUUAUGGCCUAGUGUCCCAUAACAUCGUGUCACCUUGAGGAUUAUCAGCUCAAUGCGCUCUUGUUCGACACCUCCGCCCCGCCUCUAUCUUAUUUUUUUGUACAAACAGGCGGUCUCUUCUCCAUCACGGCCAACUCGCGCAUGAUGUACGCCUUCUCGCGUGAACGUGCCCUUCCGGGCUUCUUCGACCACGUCGAAAGCCGCUCCAGCUCACCCGUGCGUGCCGUCUGGCUCGCCGUCGUACUCGCCUUCUGUCUCGCGCUCCCCUCGCUCGGAUCGGCCGUCGCUUUCUCCGCUGCGACAUCGAUCGCGACCAUCGGACUUUACAUCUCUUACGUCAUCCCCAUCGGCAUUCGCCUAUUCGCUCAUAAAAGGUUCCUGGAGAUUAGGGGUCCGUGGCAUUUAGGUGCUGCGGGUCGGCCCGUUGCUGCGGUCGCGCUCGCCUACGUCGGGUUCAUCACCGUCGUCUUCGUGAGUCACAAGCCAUCAAUAGGCUUCUCAAAAAACGAAAUGAGGAGUUUUCGCUGACCCAUCGUCCACCUCAAUUCCAACAGUGCCUGCCCCAACUGAACCCGAUCGAUCGCGAGACGUUGAACUACACCCCUGUUGCGGUCGGCAUCAUCGGGCUCUAUACGAUCUUGUCGUGGUUCCUCUUUGCCCGACGAUGGUAUAAGGGCCCAAGGUUGAGUGAGUACCCUGAUGAUUUUUUUUAGCCUUGCUCUCCUUCACUUUGACUUAUAAUACUACAUUCCCUCCCUUUUUCUUUCAGUCGCUUUGGCCGAAGCGGCGUUGGAACCGGGUAUGCCCGUGAUCGCACAACUUGAAAGUGGGGACGAUAAGGACAAGGUGACCAAAGUUGGGGUCGAGAGGGUCCUCACGCAGUAG
Messenger RNA from Microbotryum saponariae, 2545 nucleotides. The record is from the annotation of a GenBank genome assembly. Lineage: Eukaryota; Fungi; Basidiomycota; Microbotryomycetes; Microbotryales; Microbotryaceae.